UACUGAAGGCAAGUAGCUGUAGAGUAAACUGUGUGUAAAGAGAAAGGAAAACGAGUGAAAAUAAUUUCAGCUUGUUAUACAAUAAAAUUUAUAACGAAAAAUAAAAACUCUUAAUACAAUAAUAAUUUUUGAUAAUAUGUUAAAACGAUUCAAAUCAGAAUCUGUGAAUAUAUUGUAGUGAGAAGAAACGAAUUUCCAGCAUAUAAAUUUAGUAAUCAGUCGAUUUCGUUCUGUGUAUUGUUCGCCUACCUGCCAUCUCGUUUGACGUAUUGGUUGUUGCCGUGCAUAUGUAUAACAAUUUUCAAUAUGGCCGCCUAACAAUGUCAGAACGUCGCGAUUUUAUAAUUUCUUUCGCGAUAGUUUUAUUAUCGAAAUGGAUCAUAAAAAAUCACCAAUUCGUCGCCAAAAACGUCAAUCGAAAGUGUUAGAGGAUAAUUUUUGGGAUUGUAGUGUUUGUACUUAUCGAAAUUCGGCUGAAGCCUUCAAGUGUUUAAUGUGUGACGUACGAAAAGGUACAUCGACGCGAAAACCUCGCCUUAAUUCGGCCUUAGUAGCUCAACAAGCCGGAGCUUCGGGUGUUCCAAAUGGCACAAGUACAACAAAUCCAAAGCCACCAAAAAUGUCCAGAUCGAAAACAAAACAUAAAAAGUAUCCAGCUCGUUUAACGAACGUCGAUCGCUCCUCAGCUCAAACGCGUGAAGUUACAGUUAAUUCUGUGACGGUGGUUAUAACAGAAUACAAGCCAAAACAAAUGACAUCGGCCACCUCACGACGAGAAUCGAGUGAGCAAAGCUAUAGUGAAAGCAAUGAUUCGCGCAGUUAGAACUGAAAUGAUCAAAUAAAAAAGAAAGAAAACAUACAUCAACAUAUACAGUGAAUAAUUUAAUGAUAAAUAAAAUUUUAAAAAGUAAAAAAAAAAUAUCUCGAAAAGCAUAGAAAUAAUCACCAUUUAAAUAUAAAAAUUCAACGAGGCACACUAAACAUUGCACACUGUGCACUUUUGUUGGUUAAAUAUAUUAUUAUUAUUAUUAUUAUUAUUGGUGUUAACGGCAUUAAUAUAGAACAAGAACAAAUGACAUGGAUAUGGACAUGAAACAUCCAGCAAUGGUACUGCUUACCAAAAAUAAAAUGGUGAUACUUCUCGCGGUGCAUUUAUAUUUAACGAACAAAACAUACAAAUCUGAUAUAUUACAUGUACCAUCAAUUGACGAUAUUUUGCAGAAAGUAUCACAUACGCGUCUCAUUUUAUUUUCAUACUUUUUGUUAUACGCUGUGAACAAGUGGGCGAGCAAAUGCGUCACUUUAACCAAUAUUCCACUAUUAUGAGAAGAAACUGAGAUCAGUAAACCGGGACGUUUACGUGGACAAUUAAAUUGGAUGAAUAAUAUCAUUCUAUAUGAAGAGGAAAUUAAAAUAUCGGCAAACGAUUGCUAAAAUGAGAGGAUACUAAAGCCGAAGUAGAAGCAAAGAAGAGAAAUGUUGCGUGAUAAAAUUUAACUAUAGGACAUUGUAAUAAAAAACAAUUAGAUAUGCAAAAAAUAUGGACAAAAGAGUCUUAUAAUUAUGGGAGUGGAACACUUUUUUUUAAAUCAAUAUAAAUUAUAUCGAAGGAAUAUGUGAAAGAAACUUAACACAUUAUUUGGAUUACAUAAAUUUAUUAGUAUACACAUACAUCAUUGAGGCGAAAAUCUGAUCUAUAUUUCACAAAACUCAAUUCAAUAACAUGUACUUUUAAUAAAUACUUUCAUUUGAAAUCCAAAACAAUUGAUUCAUUCGAGAUUUAUAUGUUUUCCAAAUGCUUGUUCAUUGUACUUAAGGGAAAAAAAUUAAAACAUUUUAAGAUAAUGCGUGAAUGCAUGCAGUUUCAUCAAACAAUAGCAUGCAAUCAUGUACAUGUAAAAAAAGACUCAACAUUCAAAGUUUCUUUUAUUAUUUUUUUUAUAUUAGUACACUAUACGUUAAUUUAUUUUUUUAAAUAAUAAUAAACCAAAUCAAAUUGCAUAUUUUUUCUUACAAUUUUAAUUAGAAUAUUUUGAUAAAUUUGUAACUGCCAACAAUGUUAAAAUAACCAUCGAACCAAUAGCAAAUAUACAUCAGUCAAAAUGUAGAGACCAGAAGAAUUGUCCUUUUUAUUUAAUAGGAUAUAAUGCACAUUGCACAUACUUCAAAUGGCAUAAUUACAAAGAAAAUAAA
Molecule: messenger RNA, 2193 nt
Organism: Contarinia nasturtii (swede midge)
Lineage: Eukaryota; Metazoa; Arthropoda; Insecta; Diptera; Cecidomyiidae
Gene: RYBP
Product: YY1-associated factor 2
Exons: 2
Coding region: 374-823 (149 amino acids)
Biological process (GO): positive regulation of DNA-templated transcription
Cellular component (GO): nucleus
Molecular function (GO): transcription coregulator activity; DNA binding
Source: RefSeq, a predicted model, not a curated record